Messenger RNA from Siniperca chuatsi (mandarin fish), 2126 nucleotides. RefSeq names its product cilia- and flagella-associated protein 100-like. The record is from RefSeq and is a predicted model, not a curated record. The transcript is spliced from 15 exons. NCBI's taxonomy places the organism in Eukaryota, Metazoa, Chordata, Actinopteri, Centrarchiformes, Sinipercidae. The coding region runs from base 1 to 1854 and encodes 617 amino acids.
AUGACGGCCAGUAGCACGCCACCUGAUGUAACCGCAGAUGCUCGCAAACCAUUCAGCCAUUGCAAACAGGAGGGUCCUAUGUUCUCAGGGUCCUAUGCUCCCAGGGUCCUAUGUUCCCAGGGUCCUAUGCUCCCAGGGUCCUAUGCUCCCAGGGUCCUAUGUUCCCAGGAUCCUAUGUCAAAGAGCUAUAAACUUGAGGAGGAGGAGGAGGAGGAGGAGGGGGAGACUCAACAGAGCCCAUUUAAAGUGCCAGACAAUAAUAGCAUUUUUCAGCUGAGUAUCAAUGAAAGAGGGGACCAAAAAGAGGAGAUGCGUAAAUUCCUGGCUUUGCCAAUUGAUGAGAAGACGACCCACGCUGCACGAAUGAUGGCCAAGCUGAAGAAAGAGCUGGCAGAAAGACUGGAGGAGGAGGAGGAGGGGGAGGAGGAAGAAAAGGAGAAGAAGAAGAAUGUAAAACAAAUCAAGAGUAGGGCAGUUCUCCCUAAACAAACACCCAGCAGACAUGAGCUGAAGAUGGCCAUGAUGAAACGAGAAAACGUUAUGAAAGACAGCAAACAUGACUUCAUCUCCAUGGAACGGCAGAAGGCAGUGUUGGAGUUAUCUCUGAUGACGAAGAGGUCCGAAAUUUUGAGGAUGGACAAGGCCAUUACAAAAGAGGAGGGGCAGCUGAAACAGCUUGAAAAGAUCAUUGAGAGAGACAACCUGAACUUUGAAGCGUUCCUCAGGGAGAACGAGAAGAAGUCUGUGGAGGCCAGAACAUUUUUUGAACGGGAGGCCAAGUCCAAACAGGAGAAGAAUGCUGAGAUCAAGAAACUGACUGCUGAAAUAGGGACCAUAAAAAGUGAAAUCGCCAAGUUUGAAGAGAUCCUGAUAGACUACAAGAGAUACAAGGAGCUUCUGUUCAAGUUGUCUCCUCCAGAGUGGCAGGAGGCCCAGAAGACCAAGGCUUUGAAAGCCGAAGUCCUGUCUGACGGAGACAAGCAUAACAGGGAGCCUGCAGAGUCAGCUGUUAGCGACGGUUUGGAGAACAAAGAUUCCAGUCCCGGGCGAGAGCUGCCCUCCAUCAGAGAGACCAGGCUGUCCUCAGCCCACAGCGACACACUGAUCACCAAUUCUAAACUGGAUAGUGACAGCUCAGAAUAUGAGGAUGAGCCAGAGCUGUACUUCACUGAUCCCAAGCAGCUACUGGAUCUGGUGACAGAGCUGACAGAGCAGAACUUGUCCCUGAUUCAGAACUCUACAAGGGUGGAGGAGACACUGGAAGAGCUCCGACAGUCCAUGGAGACAACUAGGAAGAAGAUUGAAAAGGAUGAAGAGCAGCUAACGCUUCAGCUAAACGACAUGAACCAGAGAAUCGACAAAGAGAAGGCAAGAAGCACCAAGCUCAAACAGAAGGUUCAGCUCCAUGUCUCAUUGAACACAGAAGACCAGGAUGUUAUGUUGGACGCUCUGGGUGAGAAGGUGGCGGACGUCCAUCGCUGCUGCGUGGAUGACAGGAUGACCAACCUCAGCACGUUGGAGAAGCUGGCCAAUAUUGAGAACCGUAUGUCUUUACUGCUGCAGGGCCUUGAGAGCAUCCCUGAAGAAAGCUUAGAGAUGAUGAAGAAGAUAAAGGACAGUGAGAGGAGGAGCAGGCAGCGUGAAGAAAAGCUGAGAGAGCAGAGCGAGAAACAGAAGGAAAGGAUGAGGAGGUACAUGGAGAGAUCCCUGGCUGACUCCAAGAAAAUAAGUGGGAGAAAGCUCAUGCCCAGAUGCAUGCCUGUUGCCCAGAAAGUCAGAGUCAGCAAUGUGGACAACACCCCAGCUGAAGAUGAGAUCCAUGCCUACCUCUUCACCUCUGAGGACAUAGAGUAAAAAAAACUAAAGACAAUUAGGCAAAGAAAAUUAUGUAAAAAAUUUUUUUUUAAAUGAGUGUAAUCAUGCCUCAACACAACAGUUGAGGAGUGAAAAUGUUUUAUUAUUGCAUAUUUAGUUGCCUACACCACAUUCAUGACAUAAAAUCAAUGCAUCAACAUCAGAUGAAAUGUUAACACAAAAAAUAGCAUUAUGGUGUGCAUUACAGGGCCAGAACAAAAAUAUGCAAGAGAAUUAUGUAAAGUACAAUAAAGCAGUCUGAUUGCAGAGAA